This is a messenger RNA of Protomyces lactucae-debilis, 3910 nucleotides long. Its product is annotated as nucleoporin Pom152. Gene Ontology annotation, molecular function: structural constituent of nuclear pore. The transcript has a single exon. Gene Ontology annotation, cellular component: nuclear pore transmembrane ring. The record is from RefSeq and is a predicted model, not a curated record. Lineage: Eukaryota; Fungi; Ascomycota; Taphrinomycetes; Taphrinales; Protomycetaceae. The coding region runs from base 118 to 3885 and encodes 1255 amino acids. Gene Ontology annotation, biological process: nuclear pore organization; protein import into nucleus.
CCACAACAAAACCUACACGAGCUCAUUGACCGAGGCCUAUGCUCGAGGGCAUCUUGUAUGACUGCUAGUACGCGUGAGAAAGCUACAUUUGUCUAAGAAGCAAGCUUGAUUGACAGCAUGUCUGCUCCGAAGCAAGCUGCCGCUACAGUGGGACCACCGUCGAGUGCUCCCACAAACAUGGUCAUCUCUGAAGCCGUAGCAGAUGCACCCACUCAACGCUUCUAUGCCAUCUCUCUCUUCAUAUUCAUACAAGCACUCAAAUUUUAUGAUCUGCUACAACUGUAUGCUCCUGGCUAUGGAGGCCCGAGCGAGACGGCAUUCACGCUCAAGUGGAUCGGCAUCGAUGCAGCCUAUCUCUUCCUCAUCCCAAAGCUCAGAAUACCAUGGCUCAGCUUUGGUCUCGUCACAACAAUCGUCCAAAUUGCACUUGCUGGCAUCAUCAAUAUUUGCUUGUCAGCGCGGAUAUCCAUCAGCAUCACGGCCCUUGGUAGUUUGCUGCUACGCACUUUCUAUGACCGCGAGCUCAGUGUUCUUGAGAACCAAAUUCGUGUAUCUGAUAUCGUUCACAAUGCCUCGCGCAUCCUUGGCAAGCACACCAUCAAUAUCCUGCCUGAGUCAACAGCGAAGCUCAACCCAAAUCAAGCGUGCUUUUGCAUUGAUGUUUCCGGCGAACAGCAUAAUCUGCGGCCGCGCGACAUCAUUGUGCCCAUUCGUCUUAAUGCAACGGUGCCUAUGUUGAUUCAAUACUCGAGAAUCAAUCCAGAGAACAACAAACGCACCUCACACAACAUCACCGGCAAGCCACUCAAGCAAAUCCUCAAGCAUGUCGAUUACCAAAAGCAUCAAGCAUGGCAGUUCCCACUCACGCUAAGUGAACCAGGACUAUACACGCUUGAUCGUGUCCAAGACACUUCAAAGUUGGAUGUGCGUCUUUAUCGUUCGCAAGUUCUUGUUGUCGCUUGUCCAAGUGCAGCGCUUGUUGUCCCAGAACGACUUCGAGAAAGUCCUGACCGCUGUACAGGCGACUUGGAUGAGCUAUCUUUGCGAGUCACUGGCCUUCCGCCACUCAAAGUCAAGUACAAUAGAUGGAUCGAAGGCAGAGAACGUGCGAGCACAAUCGAUGCAGUCAAGCCGCUUGAUUAUACGAGUCCACUGAUGAUCAGCCCUCGCGAACAUGUCGAUGGCCCUGGUUCGACAGCACAGCUUAGCUUGACGCAAGGGGAGCCGGAUGAGCUGAAGAGCGAUGGUGAGCAAAAAUUACUGCAAUUGGCUGAUGUGGAUGAUAUCGCGUGGGCUCAAGCGCAUACGGUUGAAGUACAUCUCAAUGCAAGUAUCGCUACUGCUGGUAAAUGGUCCUACUAUAUUGAAGCUGUCGAGGACGCUUGCGGUAAUGUCGUCAACUAUGCUGCUGGUAGCAAAACCGGUACUGCAAAGCAAAGCCUGCUCGAGCAAAGCGCUCCAGAGCAAGCGUUUAUUGAAGCACCCAGCUAUCAAUUUAUCGUCCAUGAGAGACCCUCCAUCAUGUUUCGCGGUUGUUCACCAGAUCACCCUGUUCGGCUUCUGGAGGGCCAGGAAGCAAAGCUCUUCUUUGAUAUCACCUCGCGCGAACAAGGUUCGUUCAUGGCUGCUCUUGGUAAGGGUGAUGUUGACACACUCGUGCCGCUCAAUGGCGCACCCUUUCGUAAUCUGACCUUCAAGUCCAAGACUGCCGUGACGACAGUACAAGAGGCCGGCAUUUACACCAUCGAAAGUUUCAGUUCUUCUCACUGCAAAGGAAGUGUGCUCAUGCCGUCUACAUGUGUUGUCAUUACCCCGCGAAAGCCUUCCAUUCAAGUAUCGUUCGACAGCAUUCUUGAUCAAUGCGCAGGCUCAAUUGGAUUAUUGGCGGAUCUGACAUUCACUGGUCAGCCGCCAUACGAUAUCGCUUGGAAGGUUAUUAAGGACGGCAAGGCCACCCUCAAUCGGAAACGUAUCGACAGAGGUCGUCAUCAGCUCAGAUUUACACCUGAAGAGGCCGGACACUAUGCUUACGAAUUCAUGUCAUUGGAUGAUGCGAAUUACAAGGGCAUCAGCUUGGCCUCCGCUGGAGAUGAGGUCAAGAAGGAGCAGAUUGUCCAUCCACUCGCCGGAGCCCAUUUUGAUCGUAAGGAGACCCGGAAAUGCUGCAUUGGCGAUUCAGUGGAGAUUCCUGUACGACUCGUUGGUUCUGGUCCCUGGUCCCUGGCAUAUGAAAUCAUCCAUGGCAGCAAGCGAGAGCGGUUUGAGCUGACCAAUCUCCAAUCGCCGGCGCAAGUCAUCAAAACGCCCGCCAUGACGCAAGGUGGACAGUACCUUGUUUCACUCGUGAGUGUCAAAGAUGGCAAUGGCUGUCAUGCACCUCUCGAAGAAGUCGAAGCAAGUAUUGAGGUCCGCCGCGACCGGCCAAGUGUCUCGUUCUACACUAUCGAUAACAAGCUCGAAACAACCAUCAUCGAUGGCACUUCAGUAGACUUGCCGCUGCGUUUCCUUGGCGAUGGGCCUUGGGAGCUAUCUUACAGUACACCACGAGGCCAAGGAAAAGUGAGCAUGCGCGAUGCCAACGGCAAGCUCUCUGUCAAAGAGGCCGGGACAUAUAGCCUGUCUGCAGUCCAAGAUGCGUACUGUCCCGGCACAGUGAAUGCCAAAGCGCAAACUUUCACAGUCAAUGUCUUUCCACGACCGCGACUAUCCCUGCCUGCGUCCUCAGCUGAAGAGAUUAGACCUCGAGAGCAUGUUCGUCGCGAAGUUUGCGAGAAUGACGAGGAUAGUUUCGAUGUGGACAUUUUCGGGGCGCCACCCUUCGCCAUUACUUACGAGAGGGCACUUCUCAAUGCACGAGGUACUGAGCAUGAUCGCAAGCAGCUGUCUCUCAACGCUGCCUUACCUCGAGUGAGUAUCAAGGCCAAAACAUCACCAGCUGGGCAAUAUCGUUAUACCUUCCAUGGCGUGGCUGAUGCUCGCUAUGACGCAGAAGAUGCCAAUGGACAAUUCACUCUGCUGCAAACAGUCAAUCCUCGUCCUGAAGCCGGUUUUGUUCAGCGAGGCCAGUCCUACCAGUAUUGCCUCGAAGUAGACCUUGCUGAGCAAGAGGCUGAUCGAGUUCCCGUCAAAUUUGUUGGCGAAGCACCCUUCACUGCGCGAUUCCGCAUCAAGCACGAGCUGACGGGCCGGACGAGCUAUCUGACAGAGCAAAAUAUCCAGACGCACACUUGGUCCUUACAGAUCCCAAAGAGUAUGCUGACUUUGGGCAAGCACGCUAUCAGUAUCGCCGAAGUCAGCGAUGCAAAGGGUUGUGCACGCACGUCUCUUGAUGGUCAGGUAUUCAUUGCCAUCUCUGAACGGCCUAGCAUCUUGCCUGUGUCUUCCCGACAAGAGUUUUGUGUGGGUGAUCGCAUCUCCUACGCUCUUCAGGGUACGGCGCCAUUCAAGAUUGACUACGAGUUUCAAGGUUCCAAGAAGCGCGCGACUGAGCAUGGGCCAGUCUUUUCCCGUAUCGCAGAGAAGCCAGGACAUUUCAAAAUUUUGAGCUUGGCUGACAGUGCCUCGAAGUGUCGCGUGGCAGUCAAUGGUCUGGACAAGACAAUUCACGAUAUUCCCAGUGUGCGGGUGUCUGAAGGCAAAACCAUCAUCGAGUCUAUCCAUGAAGGCGACCAGGCGGAGAUUGUCUUUCAUCUGUACGGCACGCCGCCUUUCUCGUUGACGUACACACGAAGUGUCGCUGGCAAAGGUGGCAGGCAGCGCGUGUUGGAGACACACACAGUCAGUGGGAUCCAGGAGAACAAGUAUGUGAUUCGGUCGAGUGUUGCAGGUACCUUUGCGGCGACAGAGGUGCAUGACCGCUAUUGCAGGAUAUCUUUGCAGAAUUGAGUGUAGCUGUAGAAAGGCACAUUUC